Messenger RNA from Pomacea canaliculata, 3717 nucleotides. Its product is annotated as ubiquitin carboxyl-terminal hydrolase 20-like. Gene Ontology annotation, biological process: protein deubiquitination. The record is from RefSeq and is a predicted model, not a curated record. Gene Ontology annotation, molecular function: zinc ion binding; cysteine-type deubiquitinase activity. The transcript has 22 exons. Bases 121 to 3555 code for a protein of 1144 amino acids. NCBI's taxonomy places the organism in Eukaryota, Metazoa, Mollusca, Gastropoda, Architaenioglossa, Ampullariidae.
ACGCCAUUUCCGAAAUGAUUACCCGACGGAUUAUCCGUUCCGUGUCAGGGUAGGUGUUUAAUCUUCAAAGCCGACGAUUACGCAUAAAGGCGAGCACAUAAAAGACUUGCUUUGCGACUUAUGGAUUCCUCUAGAACAGAGCCCCAGAGACCACAGGUGAAGUCCUGGUGCCAGCAUGUACGUACUCUCUCACCUGCAUUAUGCUGGGAGGAAGUCAUCAGGCGACAGAGAGGGCAGGAAUGUGAUGUGUGUCAUGCACAGGGCCCCAACUUGUGGUUGUGUCUUGCACGUGGAUGUAGCAGCAUUGGGUGUGGUGAAAAUGUCCAAGACCACAGCACCAUUCAUGCCAAGGAACAUUGUCAUCAUGUUUUGGUGAACUUGACAACUCUUCGGCUUUGGUGUUACGGGUGUGAUAGCGAAGUGUUUCCUGGACAAAAUAACCCACCGUUCAACAUUCCUGAGGUGUUACCAGCCAAUGGUCUAACACCUUGUGUUCAUGCUGAAAGUUCCAACUGUAGUACACCACAGCGCAGCAUUUCAGGCGGUGAUGAUUCAGAGUCUGACAUGGAUGAUGAAAAUGCUCGGCCUAGAGGUUUAACAGGGCUUCAAAAUCUGGGGAACACCUGUUAUUUAAACUCUGCCAUUCAAGCAUUAUCUAACUGCCCUCCGCUAACACGAUUUUUUCUUGACUGCCCUGGCUACGUGCGAACAGAAAAGUCACCCAUGCUGUCCAAAGGCUAUCAGAAACUUGUGUCUGAGAUAUGGCACAAGAAAAGACCAAGUUAUGUUGUUCCCAGUAACAUUGUGAGUGGAAUCAAAGUGGUACAUCCAAUGUUCCGUGGAUACACACAGCAGGAUGCCCAGGAGUUCCUGAGGUGUUUUAUGGAUCAGUUACACGAAGAACUGAAAUACCCAGCACCUUCCACUGACACUGAAGAUGAUAAUGAUGAUGAGGAAGAGGAUAUAGAAGAACUGGAGAGUGGCAUAGCCUCUCCUUCAGAACUGGAUUCUCACAGUCUGGCCUGUGGUGAUGGCGAUGCUGGGGAGGGGAGAAGAGCUUGUGAACACCAUCGGCAGAACUCUAUGGACUCCAGCAGCAGUCAGUCUGAGUGUGACUAUGAAACCUGUGAUUCUGGACUAAGUAGUGAGCGUGGGUCGCAAGCAGAUCACAGCAUGUCUGGUGAUGAGAACAGCGAUGUCAACGAACACACAUUGUGCCUGCCUAAUGGUGUCCUUAAUGGUGGAAAUGGAGGGGCUGGAGGUACAGGCAAUAAUAGCAUCAUCAAACAGAGCCCCUUGUCACAGCCACGCAACAACAAGAAUCGAAACUCCUACGCCUCACAGACAUGGAAUACUUCUACGGAUGACAGUGUUGACAAAGUGGCCAACCUCAAAGAGAUUAAGGAAACUGCAAACCUUUUGUCCAAAAUAGAGACAGAAAAUGCUCGUCACCAGGGCUGCAGUGGUGACAGACUUCACAAGAGUGAAUCAGGCGAGUACCUAGAUGCUCUGUCCGAUGUCAGUCCUGCAGCCAGCACACGCUGUAAGACUGCAGCCCUGACUCAGCAGCAACCCUUUCACCAACAGCAACAUCCACAUGCUGUAGUCAACAGCAAGUCCACCUGCACCAGUGUAAAACCUUCAUGCAGAGGUGUCAAGAAGAACAUGCAGUAUGAAAGUGUCAUCUCUCACAUCUUUGAUGGGAAGAUUUUAAGUUCUGUUCAGUGCCUGUACUGUGAACGGGUGUCAACAACAAAGGAAACCUUUCAGGACUUAAGCCUACCUAUUCCCACCAAGGACCACCUGCAGGUGCUUCACUCUGGCCAUCCUCUCACUGUGCCAGUUGGGGGGGCCAUGGUGGGGCCCAGAGGGGGAACUUGUGGAGACCAGUUGGGCAGCCAAAGUUGGCUGAGUAGAAUGUUUUCUUGGAUGAAGAGCUGGUUUGUUGGGCCAACUAUUACACUCCAACACUGCCUGUCGGCCUUUUUCUCAGCUGAUGAGUUGAAGGGAGACAACAUGUACAGUUGUGAACAGUGCAAAAAACUACGAAAUGGCUUGAAGUAUUCCAAGGUCCUCAAGCUGCCUGAGAUAUUGUGCAUACAUCUGAAGAGGUUCCGUCACGAAUUCUUUUCAUCCAAAAUCAGCAGCUACAUCUCCUUCCCUCUUCAUGGCCUAGAGAUGAAGCCGUACUUACACAAAGACUGCAAGUCCGAGAUCACAACUUAUGACCUGGUGGCUGUGGUUUGUCACCAUGGGACUGCUGGGGAUAUACAAGUGAAGUGGUUGUGCUGUGUUGCAGCGGGUCACUACACAGCAUACUGCCUCAAUCAUGUCAAUGAGCAAUGGUAUGAGUAUGACGAUCAGUAUGUUACAGAAGUUGAUGUGUCACAAGUAAUCAACAGUGAAGCCUAUGUCCUCUUCUACAGGAAAUCUGAUGAACACAUGGUCAGCUUGAGAAUGAAAGCCAUGCAACUGCGUGAUGCACAUGAACCAAGUCUUCUGCAGUUUUAUGUGUCCAAACAGUGGAUCAAUCGUUUCAACACGUUUGCUGAGCCAGGGCCCAUCACCAACACAGACUUUCUCUGUAAACAUGGAGGAGUUCCACCCAACAAAGUCAGCCAUGUUGAAGAGCUUGUAGAGCCCUUGGAGCAGUCAGUGUGGGAGCUGCUAUACAAAAAGUUUGGUGGAGGUCCUGUGUGCAACAGACUGUAUGCCUGCCAGGUAUGUCAACAGGAAUUGGAGAAACUUCGCACUCGCCAGAAAAAUGAGAUGGACAGCUUCAUUAUGUUGAAUGAAAAGUUCCAGGCAGAAGAGAACCAUCAGCCACACAUCUAUGCCAUGAGCAUGGCUUGGUUCAGACAAUGGGAGGCUUUUGUGCGGGGGAAAACAGACACCCCUCCAGGCAUGAUUGACAACAGUCGCAUUGCCUCGUAUCGUGGUGGGCAGCCCUACGUUCGCCCAUCAUCUGAUUAUGGACAGCUGUCACAUGACAUGUGGACUUUCCUGCACAACAUCUACGGUGGAGGACCAGAGCUGAUCAUCAGACAGCGCACACUGUCUUCAUCAUCUGCCACUUCCCCUGCUGCUUCACCUGCCAUUAGCAGCACAGGCAGCCCUUCUUCUACCAUUAAAGAGACUUCAGCAGUUUCCUCAUCAAGCCCACCACCAUUGAUGCCAUCAGCUCCCUGUCAGCCAGCAGCAUCCAGCAUCACCAGCACACCUUCUGAUGACUCUGCCACUCUGGCUUUGUCAGCAUCCCCGUCACCAUCUGAUGACGGUUCAUCAUCAGAACACGUCCCUGUGGCAGCAGACAAGACACGGGGACCUCCUACUAGUUCUUCCUCCUCCUCCUCCACCAUCACGCCAUCCAUGUCUCCAUCCAAGAGCAGCACUAACACUAGUGUCAAGCACACACAUGCAGAGGAGGCAGACACAGCAGAUGGGCAUGUAACAGAAUGCACUGAGGAGGGGGAGCUAAGAACAUCCAGUGGUGUAUUCAUCACACAGCAAGAACUCAAGGGAAUUCCUCAGCCAAUGGAUGUCACGCGACUAUGAUGGCUGUAGUUCUUCAUAUGAACCUCUUCUUGGGGCAAAUCAUGCAGCUUGUGGGAUUACACUUGUUGCGUUUUCCAACUUACGUUAGAUAGAGUGUUCUGGUGUGUAUUUGAUCAUUUACUGAACUAAUAAAAACUUGGUUAACAGACCAUGCAGAAUGUG